AGGCAGUGGACAUGAAAGCAACGUGAAACCUCGCAUUCAUCCCAUCUGUCUUUCAUCUUUAUUUGACCUAGCCGGAGCAGAUUUUUCUCUUUUUCACUCCUCCCUCCACCGUAAUAUCGCUCUCUACUACUCAAUUUUGCAGCAUUGCUUCCAACUGCGUCGAGCUCCGACAUCCUGCGAUAUCUGGGCAGCGCCACCCCGUUCACCAUGUCUCUGGAACAAGAGCUGCUGGCCAUAAUUGACAAGGAGCUAGCACAGAGACCACGAGCACGAGGAUUCAAAGACUUUCACAGCAAUGGCCUCCCGAUUUUAGACGAUCCUGCGGCCAUUAAGAGAUACCGUGCUGAAGCUGAAGCACCCGAACUCGUCGAGAACGACGUUCCCAGCAGCUUCUAUACCCAUGUGCCACCGGGCUCGGUUGCGCUGUUCUCCCGGAACGAUGGUCGACGACCCUUUCGAUUCAUGCAACAUUUCCUUCCCGAGCGUCAUGUCUUCCACUGGAACGUUUCGCAGGUCCACUCGGUGUGCAAGUCGUUGGCCCGCAAGCAGUGGCGCGCUGUGAUGCAAGUGAAGAACAGGGGACCUGAUAUCAACACACAACUCUACGAUUAUUUCGACAGCUACGACUUGUACCACUGUGGAGCUGUGAACCUGGCCAAUGUUCUCGCUGGCAUAUCCAACAUGGAUCUGAGCAAUUUGCAGCGUGUUGAGGAUUCCUUGAAAAUAGCCGUCCACAGCUGGGUUUGCUCAUGGGCGUCUCAGCCGGGAAAUGCUUACAAGUUGUUGCACUUCCCAGCACCUGCCGUUCCCAUCACUGCCUGCCUGCCGCAGCAUGACUCUGGCUUUGACCUACAUCGUCUUCUGACCGAUGAAGUGCAUGGACGUCUCAAAGAGGCUCUCACAGAACAAAAGAGGCUUUUGGUGGAAUGGCACAUGGGAUUGCAUGGUCCACAGCGAGACGAACCCGAUGUCGACCCGAACAUGGUCUGGAUACGUGACGGAUGA
Messenger RNA from Emericellopsis atlantica, 1005 nucleotides. RefSeq lists its product as uncharacterized. The coding region runs from base 208 to 1005 and encodes 265 amino acids. Lineage: Eukaryota; Fungi; Ascomycota; Sordariomycetes; Hypocreales; Bionectriaceae. The record is from RefSeq and is a predicted model, not a curated record. The transcript is spliced from 2 exons.